AUGCUAAAUGUUUCAAUAUAUCUGCCAAAUGGUACUAUAGACAAUACUAUAGAUAGCAGUAUAUACAGCUUUUCAGAAAAAAAUUCCAGUAGUUACUCAUCUAUAUUUUUUACAUACAGUGGACUUACAGCAUACACAUCGAUAACCUCUACGAAGAAUGCUGCGUUAUUAAGUUUAAGUGGGGCUACAACUACUUCCACAAGUUUAAGCACAUCAGCAAUUCAUUCUUAUAAUGAAAAAGUUGUCGUUGUCUAUUAUGUGACAACUCAGAUCUCGGUAGCAGCAACAACUACAUACAUUCCUGGUUUAUUGAAGACUACUUCUACUGUCUCUAUCUACACCUUGUACACAACCGAUUCCAAUGGUAGUAGCAGUCCAAUUGAUAUUGUAGUUGUGAUGACUCCAGAUGUGGUUACUACAAGUCUAAGAAGAUAUUAUAGAAACUCAUCAACAAUAUCUACAGAAUCCUUGUUAUCAUAUUUUAGAAUGUCGGAAUCUUUUAAAAAGAAUAUUGCAACCACAAAAAACGUAGAAACUUCCAGUGAUAGUAUUUAG
This is a messenger RNA of Arxiozyma heterogenica, 555 nucleotides long. RefSeq lists its product as uncharacterized. The record is from RefSeq and is a predicted model, not a curated record. NCBI's taxonomy places the organism in Eukaryota, Fungi, Ascomycota, Saccharomycetes, Saccharomycetales, Saccharomycetaceae. The coding region runs from base 1 to 555 and encodes 184 amino acids. The transcript has a single exon.